Molecule: messenger RNA, 7793 nt
Organism: Helicoverpa zea (corn earworm)
Lineage: Eukaryota; Metazoa; Arthropoda; Insecta; Lepidoptera; Noctuidae
Product: phospholipid-transporting ATPase VD
Exons: 16
Coding region: 389-4417 (1342 amino acids)
Biological process (GO): phospholipid translocation
Cellular component (GO): plasma membrane
Molecular function (GO): magnesium ion binding; ATPase-coupled intramembrane lipid carrier activity; ATP binding
Source: RefSeq, a predicted model, not a curated record
GUCAUAUUUGGAGACCGCUGUCAAAUGGACAGUCAGUCAUUGAGUUUAGUCAGUUACAUGUCUCGUCUUUUUUGCUUGUUUUAAAGUUUCGUACUCUGUUGUGUAUCAUUGCUCUGUGGUGGUUAAAUAGUUUCUUCAAGUUUUAAGAAUAUGUAUACACGACCCAUUAAAAAACUCACUCCUUCGUCUAGUGGUUAAUGAAAAUAAUUGAGUUAGUGAUGUGUGAAUCUGUGAACGGAUGACUUCCUAAGUUCCUACCAUAUGUUUGAUUUCAUAUGGCAAAUUCUCUCUGAAUCAUUUUUAUCAAUUACAUCUAAACACAGUGUGGCGACACAACAGUUUUAAAUGAAAGGUAAAAGUGGGGUCAUCACCGUUCAAAUGAAUAAAAAUGUCAACAGAAGGCAGUGGAGAGACACCUUCUACUGUGCCAUGCUUACCCGGAGCGCCGGAGCAGACUUACCUGUUUCCGAAAGCGAAAGGUCAUUCGAGGUCUGUAAGCCAUGGCGGUACUCCUAUGCUGGCGGGGAAUCCCACAGCGCCACGGCCAUCGCUCAAGUCAGCGAUGCGCGGCCACCAGCGCGCCUUGUCGCACGGGCAGAUCGGCGAGGGCGGGCGGCCCAGCACGGGCCCCGGGCACAGCCGCGCCGGCAGUCGCACGGACUUCAUCCUGCCGCCGGGGCACCGCGACCCGCCCGUGCCCAGCGCCGCGCCGCGCCUCGGCUCCGUGCGCAUCCACUCGCGCCAGGCCUCGCGCUCCGACUCCAUCUACACCAUCCGACGCACCUCCGUCGUCAGCCCCUGGCGGAGAGCCGCCUUCUGGCUGCUGAGGCGGCAGCAGCCCGCUGUUGAUAAUAGACACCUCGUUGUCACUCCCAACCACCUGGUGCCUGAUAAAACACCACCCAAAGAACACCCUAACGGGAAGAGAUGCGACAAUAAAAUUAGGACUACAAAAUAUACUUUACUGUCAUUUCUACCUAAGAACUUAUUUGAACAAUUCCACAGGAUUGCCAAUGUGUACUUUAUAUUCAUAGUGUUGUUGAACUGGGUGCCGGCAAUCAGCGCAUUCGGUAAAGAGGUUGCAAUGCUGCCCGUGUUGUUUGUGCUUGGUGUGACAGCCAUUAAAGACUUAUUUGAAGAUCGCAGACGACACAAUUCAGAUAAAAGAAUAAACAACUCAUUCUGCAGAGUCUUCAAAAAAUCAGCGGAGCGGUACGUGCGGGUGAAAUGGCGAGACGUGCGGGUGGGGGACCUGGUCCACCUGUCGAACAACGAGCCCGUGCCCGCAGACAUGGUGCUGCUGCACUCCUCCAACUCCCUCGGCAUCUGCUACCUGGACACCUGCAACCUGGAUGGAGAGACCAACCUCAAGCAGAGGAUAGUGGCUCCCGGCUUCAAGGAGAAGCAAGCGGAGUUCAGUCCAAUAAAGUUCCGAAGUUCUGUGGAAGUAGAGCGACCAUCUACAAAAAUAUACAGAUUUACAGGCUGUAUCUCGCACCCCAACGGAGCCCGAGUGCCGCUCGUAUCUGAGAACCUACUGCUGAGGGACUGCACGAUAAAGAACACAGACUAUGUAGAGGGCAUCGUCGUGUACGCGGGACACGAGACCAAGGCGAUGCUCAACAACGGAGGACCAAGAUAUAAGUGUUCAGGCUUAGAGAAAAAAAUGAACACCGAUGUGAUAUGGUGUGUCUUAGUGUUACUCUUCCUUUGUUGUGCCGGUGCAGUCAGCAGCAAAAUGUGGUUAGACCACUAUUAUGUUUCGCUAUACCAGGCAGUACCUUUUAUAGUAAACGUGAACAAACCCGCCUUCGAGGGGCUCCUCAUAUUCUGGACUUACAUCAUAGCGCUGCAAGUGAUGAUACCCGUGUCGUUGUACGUGACAAUCGAAAUGACUAAACUGCUCCAAGUAUAUCAUAUACACAAUGACGUUCAGAUGUACGAUCCCGAAACGAAUACGCGGACGGAAUGCCGUGCGUUGAAUAUUACCGAAGAGCUAGGACAGGUGGCGUACUUGUUCAGCGACAAGACAGGGACUCUCACCGAGAACAAGAUGGUGUUCAGACGAUGUGCUAUCAGUGGCGUAGACUACGACCAUCCGCCGGGUCCUCCCGCGGAACCAGCUCCAGAAUUGCCGCCCAUCGUCACUCCGAUCACGAAUGUGUCUCCGAACAGACGAUUACUACAACAUUUAACUGACAACAAUGAUGCACAACAUACACAAAAGGUUCGCGAAUUCCUGAUAAUCCUGGCUGUAUGUAACACAGUGGUGGUUAGCCAGCCGCACGUGGACUCCAUGCAACUGAGCGCGUCCAACUCCGGCGAACAGAUCUCAACGGGAAAGGCGUCACGAUCAAACGGCACACUAAGAUCUAACGACAAGUACGCUCGCUUGACCGAGUCCCGGUCGACAACGCCAUCGCCGCCGCCGUCCACAGGGUCACCUCUCAAGAUCCGACUGCCGAAGCUCCUCAUGAGCAGCAAGGAAGACACGAGCAUACCCAGCACGUCGGUCACUGAUCAUAGUUUAAUCCGCUACGAAGCCGAAAGUCCAGACGAGUUAGCGUUAGCAGAAGCAGCCCUAGCUUACGGCUACGAGCUAAGGAACCGUCACCCUGAUGAAGUUGAACUGGGCAUCCGAGGAGAGCUCAGCAAGAUGAAGGUGUUACGAGUGCAGCAGUUCGACGCCAAUAGGAAGUGCAUGUCGGUUGCUAUGAGGACGGCUUCAGGACAGGUAAUACUAUACGUGAAAGGCGCCGACACGACAGUCCUAGGAGCGUUAGCACCCAUGCGAGCUGGCUCCGCCGAGUUGGCCGCCUACGAUAGAACCCGCUCCCUUCUGUCCGAGUACUCGCGCGCGGGUCUACGGACACUGGUCAUGGCCAAACGGACCAUGCAGCCGGCGCUGUGGGAAGAGUGGUUAGCUGGACAUAAUAGGGCUAUGGAGUUUGGUGAAGGUCGAGAAAAACGCAUGCGCGAAUCACUAGCGCGGUUAGAAAGUGCCCUAACUCUAGUCGGAGCAACAGGCGUAGAAGACCGUCUACAAGCACAUGUACCAAGGACUGUACGGGCGUUACUAGACGCUGGUAUUGUAGUUUGGGUGCUGACGGGCGACAAGCCGGAGACAGCUAUCAACAUUGCGUACUCGGCUGCGCUGUUCUCGCAGUCUGACCGAUUGCUACAUCUCAUUAGCCGGGACAAGGAACAUGCAGAAUCCACAAUAAAGAACUACCUUGAGAAUAGCGUGACGGGGUCCGGCGGGGGCCGGGCGCUGGUGGUGGACGGACGCACGCUGACGUACAUCCUGGACCGGCGCUCGGGGCUGGUGGCGCCCUUCCUGUCGCUGGCGCGGCGCUGCUCCGCCGUGCUGUGCUGCCGCGCCACGCCGCUGCAGAAGGCAUAUAUCGUCAAGGCGGUGAAGGAAGAGCUGGGAGUGACGACGUUAGCGAUCGGCGACGGCGCCAACGACGUCUCCAUGAUACAGACCGCUGACGUUGGCGUCGGUAUAUCAGGGCAAGAAGGCAUGCAAGCAGUGAUGGCAUCAGACUUCGCAGUCUCUCGGUUCAUGUACAUAGAACGGCUACUGCUCGUGCACGGACACUGGUGUUACGAUCGACUAGCCAGAAUGAUACUCUACUUCUUCCUUAAAAAUGCCACGUUCGUGUUCCUAGUGUUCUGGUUCCAGCUGUACUGCGGCUUCUCGUCCAUGGUGAUGAUAGAUCAGGUGCACCUCAUGACGUACAACCUCAUGUUCACUGCGCUACCGCCUAUUGUCAUUGGUGCAUAUGACCGCGUAGCCCCAGCAGCUUUGCUCACGGACCGGCCCGGCCUGUACUCAGCCUGCCGCCGCGGGCUGGCCUACCGGGCACACAGCUUCUGGGCCGUGCUGGCCGAGAGCCUGUACAUCAGCGUAGUGCUCUUCUACACCAACACCUUCGCCUACUGGGACACGGCCGUGGACCUGUGGGCCUUUGGUGUUACCUGUAUGACGUGCUGUCUCGUUGUUAUGCUGUUGUAUGUCGCUAUUGAGACGAGGAGCUGGACGGUGAUCCACGUGAUAGCUCUGGCGGGGUCCCUCAUCUCGUUCUUCAUACUAACGCUGGCGUAUCAGUCCAUCGGCGCUUCGGUCCUCAACCUGCCGUCCACGUACCACGUGCUGCACAACACCAUCCAGGAGCCGGUCUACUGGCUCGUGCUUGUUGUUACUACUGUAGCAGCGCUGGCACCGAGGAUGGUGUACUACGGCAUCCGCAACUCCGUGCAUCCCGGCACGCUGGGGCGGGCGGUGGUGGCGCGGCGCCGCGCGCGCGCCUACGCCGCGCACUACCGCGCCGCGCCGCCGCAUGCCACGCUCUACAGAGCUCGCGACGAGGACGGGCUGGCCAAGCCGCAGACAGACGUGGCGGCCAUCACGUGACCUCCCUCCCGCCCCCCACCCUCUGGCUGUGAUCUCGAGUGUAAUACACACCUCCUGUAGUUAUAUCGUGCUGUACCGCGGGACCAACACACACAUAGCAUUUAUCGAUAGCUCACAUACGCUACACAAGCGAUUUUAUACCAAGUUCACUGACUACAUAAAGGUCAAUUUCCUAAAACAACUGUUUAAAUUUUCACUUUCAAGGAAAAAGUUGAUUGAAGGAAAUAUGUUGUCGGUAAAUAUAGGUAAAAUGUUUCCCGUGAGCUAACAAUAAUUUAUAAUGUACAACACAACUAGAAUCUGAUUUAAAAUACACUAUUUUAAUUUCUUUGUAAAUAUUUCAUCGCGAGUGUUCAAAACUUUAAUAUAACAUACCAUAUCAUCGAAAUUACUUCCGAUGUUGUUAGUUACCAUAUAUGUAUGAUACGUUUAUUAUUUAUGUAGUGUAUAGUACAUAGUACUUACUGCCGCAUCGCGCGGUAUCUCAUAGAUCUGCCAAUGUUAUUCAUUAUUUACUGUUUGACGCUGACGAUAUUAUAAAAGUCUACAAUAUUAUAAUUUGUCACUUAUCAAAAUUUCGCUCAGCUAAUUUGUGGAGCUGUUCUAAGCAUAAUAAUGUAUGUAUUGCCAUUACGCUACUCCCCUGUAGGCAUGUCGUAGACCAAGAAUUUUUUAAAUGCUAAAUUACACCAAAUCAUUUUUUUAACAAAAUAUAUCAACGCAAAGCGAUUCAUAUCACAUUACAUAGAUACUCUUUGUUAUAAUACCGUCAGCGCCAUCUAGCGUGUAGUUUGUUAAUUUUACUAAGUAUUUUGCAUGCCAAUGUACUUCGACCAUGGAUUUAGAACCGAUUCUACACGUUUGGUGCAAAUUUACACUACUUUCAUACAAAAACUGUUCACACUGCCUUUGAGAAACGUGUUCUAGCGUAUUUAAAUCCAUGCCAUGUUAAUGUCGCUAAUUCGUGAAUGUUAAAAGCAAACUAUACUUAAAUGUGUACCUUGUGUUAACCGCUUCUAGUUGAACGAGUCGUUCGCUGCUUGAAGCCUGUGUUCAGUCAGAGUAAUUAGGACUAACAAAAAUAUGUGGAUGUAUUCAGACUAAAAUAAGUGCUAAAUAUUAUCUGCGCUUUACUAUCGGUAAUGUCCCUGAAAUAAGAGAACACUGUAUGUGUUGUCUCACUCUUAUCCAUAUGUGCAACAAAAAUGAAGUCGGACAAUUCUAGACCAUGAUUACAAAAUGUUCAACGGACUUAUCUGUGUGAGUGCCAACCAAAGAUUCAUUCCCACCUUAUGCAGUUGUGGGCGCCUUCAGAUAUUCACAAAAUAAAAACAUCCUCAAUUAACAACUCCUUUAUCGUCUGUUCAGAUUAAUAUCAGUAUUUCUUGCCAAUCUAAUACGAUUCCAUUAUAGAAGCUAUAAUUAUAAAAUAAUAGAUACAAAUUCCCUUUAUUGAAUUUUCGCCCGCCAUUUUCCAAAGCACACACACAAACUCCGCAUCUGACGUCACGUUCUACGCAGAAACUAUUGAAUAGUUGCAGGUAACACAUUGACUAACAUAGAGGUAACAUUAGGUGGUCCCAAGUCUUAGUUAGUCUGUGUCGAACUAAACGUUAUUGUUCGUAUGUCUGUCUACUAGCACCGUGUUAUGUGGCUAGUACGACGCCAUUGUGAUUGUUGAUGAAAUCUUGUAUUUUAGUAGGUGAUUAUGAUUACUAGUGUGUGAUAACGGUUGACUUCCUUCUCAGAAUAUUUAUAUUUAUUUAUAGAGAAACGCUGCCUUGCCUGAGACUGCACCCGGUAUUGGGGCACACUUGUAUCCGCGCCGGGAACAUUCUCCCUAAACAAACGUUCACGUUCAAUGUCAGCUAUGACGCGCAUAGCUAAAUGCAAAAAUAUAAGCUUUAAGUAAAAAUAGGCUUUUAGUAAAAUGCCUAGAAUACAUUUUAAGUGGAAUCCAACAUGAACUGAGACCAUGAUUUGUGAGGCAUUUAAUACUUUGCUGAAACGAUUGAACUUAUGAAUCAGAAACGAAUGCUUCGGUCUAUAAAAUAGAUUUCUCGCUAUAUUUUUUGAUAGAUUUAAGUGAGCAUUUAAAUAAUAUCAAUUAGAUUUUGAGAUUUCUCUCAGUAUUAGCAGAUCACUCAGUAUUAAGCCUAUAGAAAGCCAAUUACAUAAAAUGUAGUUUGCCGCCGUAUCGUGCUUUUAUUUAACGCCAGAAUAUUGCAACAAAAGUACGCUAAAGUAGCCCUUAUUACAAAGAGCAUAGUGACUACUUCUUAGAAACAUUAAUUUGCAUAAUCCUGGCAACAACUAGGUAAAUUGCAUUAAUUUUUGAAUGAGUGGAUUGCGAAUCGUCAAUUGUAAGAAGUUGGCAACAAGUGCCUUGUACCUUGCAGCGAGAGUGUUCCCGGCGCGGCCGUCUUCGUGAGUAGAGGAUUCCUAAAGAUUUAACUAUUUUUACUAUCGUUUCUAGUUUUGUACAUACAAACAAAAUAUAUUUCUAUAUGAAUGAGAUGAUUGUUACGUGUACAGUAGGAUAUUUUUAUAUGAAACAAAUCUUUGUGUAAAUAACUUGUAUGUUCUAAGACUGUUGUUUAUUUUAGAGCGUUUAGUUUGUUCAGUUAAAUUAAACUAUGUAAUAGGGUAUUGUGAUGAACACAUGUAUUUUCCAGUCAUUUUGUUAACUUGCUGACCAAUUUUGAAUAGUUCCGUUGUUUCAUUCUUGCCGUGUUUGUAACAAGGUUUAGUACAAUUCUUUCUUCUAUAGUUAUAUUUAGUACUUUUGACAGUUUUAAGGUGAUGCGAAUGUGUGUUUUAUUGCCAGUAUGAAAUUAUCAGUACUUAUUGUGUUGUUUAUUCGCACUAUUUUUAUGAAUAAGAGUUAAAAAAUUGACUAGUCUUAUCAACGAAAUAUAGAUUUUGUUAAAAUUCUUUUUAGUAUUAUUAAAAAAAAAAAAACUUCCAUCAAUAAAGGUAAUUGGGGGGGAUUUUAUCGAUAUACAGUACUACGAAACGAAAUUAUGUGCCUUCGUAGUUAUCUGUCAACUGAAUUAGUACUUUUUAGGGAACAAUAUCGUCUAUUUUAAUUUCACUGAAGAAAUUAAUUAAUCUUGUGAACUUGACUGUACCCUCAUAUCGAAUUGUUUCGUAGUACUGUAUGCAUUUAUUCUGUUAUUAUGCUUCUUCCAUUAUGAUAUUAUAAAUCAUGUUUAUUCUUGCUAAACACUAAUAUUGUGCAUUUAUGUUUUGUGAUAUUGUCAAAACAAAAAAUAUUAAAGUCGCUAUCAAAAAGUAAGCACGGCAAUGACUAGAAAAUACAUCAUAUAGAUGUGUUGUUUUAUAAUAAUAACAAAUUAUUUAAUUUCAUUACAAA